Messenger RNA from Onthophagus taurus, 809 nucleotides. NCBI's taxonomy places the organism in Eukaryota, Metazoa, Arthropoda, Insecta, Coleoptera, Scarabaeidae. The record is from RefSeq and is a predicted model, not a curated record.
AAGUGAUGAAUGUAUGGAUACUGUUACGGAAGGGAUUCGAAUGUUGGAGGGGAGUUUGGAUAGCGUGGAUGGGUUGGAGAAUAUGUCUUCGAUGUUUGGUACUUGCGACCCAAUUGAUGUUACGGAACCGGAACGUUCUUAUUUCUUCAGCAGUUUAGCAAACCCCUUCGCUUAUAACACCCAAUAUGCGCAACCAGGCGAUAUUGAUGAAGCUUGUAAAUUAAUUUUAAGCACCAGCGGUUCCGCAGUUGAGAAAUUAGCCGGUUAUAUUCGCUACUAUUAUGGAGGCUAUUGCAUAAGUGAUUUCCAAUACUUCGUUGAUUACUACAAAGACACCGCUAUGAAUUACUAUGAUUCGUAUCGGCAGUGGUUUUAUCAAACUUGCACCGAAUACGGCUUCUUCCAAACCGGGAAUCAAACCACGCGGCCAUUCGGCGACUUUUGGCUCCAAAUGUACAUCGAUACCUGUCAAGAGUUAUUUGGAACUGGGGAGGAAAUUUUGAACACGGGGAUUGAACGCACGAAUUUGUUCUACGGCGCCCUCGAACCGGAAGUAACAAGGGUGGUGUCUGUCCAUGGGACUGUGGAUCCUUGGCAUGCGCUGGGAGUUCUUGAGGAUAUUAACGAAGAUGCGCCCGUAAUCGUCGUGGAGGGCACCUCGCAUUGCGCCGAUCUCUCCUCGAUCAGCGAAAACGAUUUGCCACAAUUGCGCGAGGCUAAAUUGAGAGUGCAACAAUAUAUUCGUCAAUGGAUUAGUUAAUUAAAGCUUAACUGUAAAAAUAUUAUUAAACGAAUUGAUUAAACCAAAA